Molecule: messenger RNA, 1708 nt
Organism: Drosophila montana
Lineage: Eukaryota; Metazoa; Arthropoda; Insecta; Diptera; Drosophilidae
Product: transcription factor SPT20 homolog
Exons: 1
Coding region: 133-1644 (503 amino acids)
Source: RefSeq, a predicted model, not a curated record
CAUUCUGACAUUCAACAGGACUUCGAACAGAAAAAAAAACAAUAGAAAAUUUCGUAUAUUCAAUGUAAAAAUUCAAACAAUUGGCUGAACAUAAAACUGUAGAUCAGUUCGCUCCAAAAAAAAUCGGUGAAAAUGAGUGAAUUGAACGAGAACUCACUGGACCGACAUUUCGUGUCGCAGCUGCGAAUGAUGUGCGACGUCUACUCGAAUAAGAUUAGCAAGUCGGACUUUAUGAUUAGCCAGCGCUGGCUGCAGCUCUUCCACAAGGCGGGCAAGCGGGACAAGUAUGCCAGGAACUGUCUGAUGCUGCUCAUGUAUGGCCAGCUGCGGGAGAUGGGCAAGCUGAGCAUGCCCUUUACCAAAAUGGAUAACGCCAAUCGCCAGCUGGAGGAGGUGCUCAGCGACUACCAGGGUAGGCUAGAGGAUGAGGAGGAGGAGGAGGAGAAGGAGCAGCAGCAGAAGCAGCUGGAGCCACUGCAGCUGCAGGAGCUGCCAGCCACGGAAGCGAAGCAGGAGCCCUUGCCGGAGCCGUUGCCUCUGGCGUUGCCAGAGCUGCAAUUGGAUGUCCAGGACAAUGAGGAUGCGGCAUCUGCGCUCACAACAAAUCUGUCCAGUUAUAGCAACAGCACGCAUCGCUUUAUGCCGCGUGCUCCGGAGCUGGAACGCCUCGAGAGCGGCGGCCCAUCCGUAAGCUAUGCGCCCGAUCCCAGCUUCGAGCUGCUCACCCAGCAGAACCAGGCGCUAAUCAGAGAGAUCAACCUGAUGCACGCACGCACCCUGGAGAACGAGCAGCGCUUCAGGCAGGCCGACAGCAGCUGGCAGCAGCGCAUGCCUCAGAUGGCUCAGAUGGAGCUGCCCAAGCCGCGUGCCCCGCCGCUGUUGCCUCGAUUGGAGCGCGGCAUGCUGCUGGCCAUGCGCCGGCUGAGGGAUUGGACAGCGGCCAGUGGACCACUAAAUUUUCUACACAUUUGUCUGCAGGAUAUGCUGGACGAUGAGCCGGAAACACGGAAACAGUUGUUCGAGCUGGAUCGGAGGCUGGAGACCGUGCUGGACAAUAUGCUGGAGCAGGCGGGCGAGCGGCGCGAGAAGAAUGUGCGCAUGCUCUACGAUCAGCUGUUCAAGCAGCAGCAGGAGGCGCUCCAGAGCAAGCAGCAGCUGCUGCGCCAUGAGCAGCGCGCCCUGAUCCAGGCACGCCAGCAGCUGCAAGCACACGUCCAGGAUCUGAAGCAGCGCGAGCAGAUCUUCUGGGAGCAGCAGGCGGCAGCCUCAGCGUCCCGUCCAUACUACACCUCCGAUUCCCGCCAACCGCCGCCGGGCAGUCCCAGGACGAGCAGCAGCUACCAGGCCAAACAGAUGCCGCCAUACGAGGAGCUGCUGCGCAGCGCCAAGACCCAAACCAUACGAAAUGCCGCCGACAGCAGCGGCACCGGCAGCGGCACCUGCGGCUGCUCCGAGUGCCAGGCCGAACUGGAGCAUCUGGCGCCAUCCACGGCAUCCACGUCGGUGCAGCGCUCCAGGCAGGCGAUGACCACGGAGAUAUACGAGAAGCGCACUUGCCAGUACUGUCAGCCGCACGAAACGGAACAGCUGAAGGAGAAAUUUCUGAAAUCCACGCCGGACGAUGAGCUCAGCAGCAAAUGUUAGGAACUGAGAAUUAGUGCCUCUCUUUUAUAUAUAUAUAUAUUUUCUACUAAUUCUGCUAACAGUU